Messenger RNA from Hyaloscypha bicolor E, 729 nucleotides. Its product is annotated as polysaccharide lyase family 7 protein. NCBI's taxonomy places the organism in Eukaryota, Fungi, Ascomycota, Leotiomycetes, Helotiales, Hyaloscyphaceae. The record is from RefSeq and is a predicted model, not a curated record. The transcript has 2 exons. The coding region runs from base 1 to 729 and encodes 242 amino acids.
AUGAAAAUAGUCAUCAAGGCUAUUCUUUUAGCUACCUCGGUAGCGGCCCUGAACGCAGGCUGCUCUCCUGGAGGAAAUUUUGAUCUGUCUAUAUGGGAUCUUCAGCUCCCUAUAGGCAGUCCAGGCGCCGUAGAAACUAUAUCUUCCAACUCACUUCAAGGCUGCUCCGGCUGGCAAGACUUCGAUUACUUCUUCACGGAGAGCGGCGAUGGCGCCCUUGUGAUGAAGGUACCGGGCUCGGUGGCAUCAAGUGGCUGUGUCACUUCUCCGAACUCACAGCAUUGUCGAACAGAGCUCCAUGAGAAAGGGAGCUGGGAUCCUAAUGAUGAAAACAACAGACUGAUAGUGACCUUGUCUGUUCCUCUGCCAGAUAACAGUGGUCAUGGCACUGUGAUCGGCCAGAUCCAUAUCCUCGAUUCUAUCUCAACGAAACCAGUUGCCGAGCUCUAUUACAGCUCUUCUGGUGCCCUGGCAAUCGGAGUCGAGAGAACACGACAGGGUGGAGAUUCCAUCUUUACGCCCCUCGGUCAGAUACCUGUUGGUCAAGUCUUUACCUACGAGAUCCGGUAUGAGAGCAACGUCCUGUCUGUGCUCGUCGAUGGAGGGGCUCCUAUACAGCUUAGCACAUUUGAUUUAGAUGCCCCCCUAAGUUACUUCAAGUGUGGAAACUAUAACCAAGGGGAUAGCCCAUCGUCGGUUCACUUCUUCCAGAUCGCAGUUGCUCACUGA